AUGAACUCGCGGUCGCUCCGACGCCUCGCCGGCGACCACGCCACGCUGCACGCCGACCUACCGCCCAACUAUCUUUUCGCCCCGCACACCGACUCCUCGGACGACCUGACGCAGCUAGAUGUGCUGCUGGCGGGACCGGAAGGUACGCCGUACGCGGCGGGCGUGUACCGGCUCCACCUGGAGAUGCCGGCGACAUACCCAUCUGCGCCACCGACGGCGCACUUCCGCACGCGCAUCUGGCACCCCAAUGUCGAAGAGACGACGGGAGCCGUGUGCGUCGAUACGCUCAAGCGCGACUGGCAGGCCGGGCUGACGCUGCGCGACGUGCUCGUCACCAUCAGCUGCCUGCUCAUCCAGCCCAACCCCGCCAGCGCGCUCAACGCCGAGGCCGGCGCGUUGCUGCAGGAGGACUGGGACGCAUUCUGCCGCCGGGCGCGGUUGAUGACGGGCAUCCAUGCGCAGGUGCCGAGAGAGCUGCGGCAGUCGGUGGAGGAGGCGAAGGCCCGGGGGGAGGAGAAGUUGGAGGAGAGGAGCGACGCGGAGAAGGAUGCCGCGCAGAGCGACAUGGCGGCCGAGGAGCAGCAACGGGCAUGGGGAAAGGGAAAGGGGAGGAGGAGCACCAAGGGCAAAUCAAAACCGACGCAGAAGGCGUCGGUGGCUGCAGCAGCGGAGAUGGAGGAAAACGUCGGAUCGAGGCGCGAGUCGGACGACUGGAUACCGGCACCGGCCAGCCUCUCAACACCGGCGCCGCCGGCCAUCAACACUGCGGGCACGUCGGCAGCGGCUGGCUCGUUCGAGAUGCCGAGCACUCCUCUCGCCAGCAUACAGACGCCCGGCACUGCAAAUGCACCUGUGCGCAUCACCAGGCAUACCGCUGCCAGUCUUGCUCAGCAAGCCACGUAUCAAACCCCACAGCUCGCGGUUCAGUCAUCGCAUAGCCCGGAGCGGCCCUCCUCCAGCUCGUCUUCGCACGGAUCGCUCAAUGGCCGCUUAAACACUUUGUCCUUCGGUUGGGCGCCAGAGAAGGCUGCUGGGGCGCCGAGAUUCUCGCCAGAAGCGGCGCGUAGGGAACGGCAUGAGAUGCGGCGCUUCAAAGCUGCAGGGUAUUGUUUGAAGAGGUACAACCGUGGGGCCUUUGGACCUCGUAGAGGGCUGAAGAGAUUGUAA
Diplodia corticola is the source of this 1167-nucleotide messenger RNA. Its product is annotated as ubiquitin conjugating enzyme e2. NCBI's taxonomy places the organism in Eukaryota, Fungi, Ascomycota, Dothideomycetes, Botryosphaeriales, Botryosphaeriaceae. The record is from RefSeq and is a predicted model, not a curated record. The coding region runs from base 1 to 1167 and encodes 388 amino acids. The transcript has a single exon.